AUGUCGUCGCGCGACAACAAUGGAUCGUCCCGCAACCGCGGCCUAGUGACGCACUGGGUGCCGCUCGCCAUCACCGUCGCCAUUGCAACCGCGGGCGUAGCAGCAUGGGCGUGGAGCCAGCGCCAAAAGGACGACGAUGACGAAGACCACGAGGGGCUCGACUACGGCGAGCCGCACCAGGCAGGACGCGGCGGCGGCGGCGGCAGCAGAGGCGGAUCGGGCGCGGCGGGGGCCCCACGCGGACCCGGCGGCGCCGUCGUGGAGCGCGCGCAUCGGGGGCGCGUUGCGGCGCACGCCGAGCCCCAGCAGGUGUUUGGCACGGCGAGCAAGACGGUAGCGGCGGGUGUCGCGGCGGCGGGCGCGGCUGUGGGCACGGCGCUGUCGGCGAUACGGGAGGAGGAUAAGACGGCGUACGCGGAUCACGAGACCCUCGAUGAGUUUGGCGAGGACGAUUUCGAGCAUGCGACCAUCCUAUCGCAUCUGCCCAAGCACAUCGACUUCUCCAAGACGAAGCUGUUCAUCCUCAUCUACGCUCCCGGCUUGAAGGAGACUGUAACUACGGAAACGUCGGGUAAUAAUCAGGCUCCUUCUUUGAGCUCUUCAUUUUCUAACAUCGGUCACGAACAAGCCCAACCGACCGAGGGCUCCAAGAGUCCCGCUCUCAACCCUUCAUCGGGUAACCCGGCCUUCAACUCGGUCUAUUCCCACGCCCUCACCCUCGUCGAGAAGGAGACCAUGGUUCUCCCCUUCACCACCCGGAAUGGCCACGUCCACAUCCUCCGCCACCUCCAGCCCGAGAUCGUCUACCUCCAAGAAUCGCUCUCCGGCGAGAACGGCAACGUCGUCACCCAGAUCCAGACCUGGCUCCGCCACGACCUCGUGCUCGUCGUCGGCGCCGAGAGCGGCCACGGUGGCCUUGCCGACAGCGAAUCCGAGGCCGAGACCAAGGAAAAGGUGGAGAAGUGGUGGCAGCGCGAGGACAGGGUCGGUCGCGGGCGAGGUGUCGUCGUGGUGGAUAGCAUGAGGGUUUCGGAUGAUUGGGCAAAGAGGGUGCAAGGCGAGGUCUGUUCGCCUGCGAUCCAUGAUAAGAGGCUCUGCCACCGCAAGCGAAAGUCGGUGGACGGACGGAGCGGUCACGUGAUUUUCAACUUCCUCUCGACGCCCAAAGGCUGA
Parascedosporium putredinis is the source of this 1173-nucleotide messenger RNA. NCBI's taxonomy places the organism in Eukaryota, Fungi, Ascomycota, Sordariomycetes, Microascales, Microascaceae. The record is from the annotation of a GenBank genome assembly.